Messenger RNA from Octopus sinensis (East Asian common octopus), 6836 nucleotides. RefSeq names its product putative extracellular sulfatase Sulf-1 homolog. The transcript is spliced from 20 exons. Gene Ontology annotation, molecular function: N-acetylglucosamine-6-sulfatase activity; glycosaminoglycan binding. NCBI's taxonomy places the organism in Eukaryota, Metazoa, Mollusca, Cephalopoda, Octopoda, Octopodidae. The record is from RefSeq and is a predicted model, not a curated record. The coding region runs from base 589 to 3480 and encodes 963 amino acids.
CGCCUUCCCCUCUCAGGGCGAGCGAGUGCAAUCAUGGCAUCUCUCUCUGAUUGUUGAACAUUAUUUAACAAGUCGGGGCAUUUCCGCAUCAAUCUCUUGCUCCGAGUUCGUUAACCGGCGUGACCAGAAAGCGAGCAGAUCGCCCAACGACCAGCUCGACAGCUUUUCAUUGUCAGCCAGACACUUUGCCUAUCAUUAUUACGAGUACUAAUAUUAUUAUUAUUACUAUUGUUAUUAAUUUAAUUAUCUAUUUACGUCGGGCAGCCAGAACUCGCUCGCUCUCUCUCUGCCGACCUCUUCUACUUAUUCGGGGCGGCUUUUUCUUUUUCUUUCUAUCCGUUUGAUGGAGUUUACGACGUGGAUAUAUGCCAACGACGCACUACCAACAGCACGUGUUUGACACAUCCAUUUAUUCCUUACAAAAAAAGUAAGUUUCAUUGAUUGUGCUACGGGCAUGCUGGAUUACAACCUUCGAGGACUCAGUCGGACAUAUCGACCACAGUUUAUAUUUCAAUCUGGUUUAUGAAAUGACAACACCAUCAUAAUCAAGGGUUAUAUACCACCUUACCUUCUGGAGUACUUUUAGCUAUGGCUUGGACAUUACCUUCAACAAGACUUGCACUUACCACGUGCUUUGUAUUGCUCUUCUGUUGUCUGACAGUUGCCCGAUUGUCUAGGAUCCAAACUCUACGGAGACGUGAUGAGGCUAAGUCCAAAAUAUCUCAUCAACGUUUACUUCGAUUGAAAACUCGCAGUGACAAACCAAACAUCAUCUUAAUUCUUACAGAUGAUCAAGAUGUUUUACUAGGUUCUUUAGAUUACAUGCCUAAAACCAGGAAACUCUUGACCAACAAUGGUGCUUUCUUCAAUAAUUCUUUUGUUUCAACACCAAUGUGUUGUCCAUCUCGGAGUACAUUAUUGACUGGUAUGUACAGCCAUAACCAUAAUGUUUUCACUAACAAUGAAAACUGUUCCUCCACACAAUGGCAGCAGAAUUACGAGACCAGGAGUUUUGCUACAUAUCUGAGUGACCAAGGUUAUCGAACUGGUUAUUUUGGGAAAUAUCUUAAUGAAUAUAACGGCUCUUAUAUUCCUCCUGGCUGGAGAGAAUGGAUGGGGCUUAUACGCAAUUCUCGAUUUUAUAAUUAUUCUGUCAAUUUUAAUGGUAAAAAGAUGAAGCAUGGUGAUAACUAUUAUGAAGACUAUUUCACAGACCUCAUCGCCAACGACAGUGUUACGUUUCUCAAACAGAGUAAACAGCUAUUUCAGAAUAAACCCGUCCUGAUGGUUUUGAGUGUACCAGCACCCCACGGAACAGAAGAUGCAGCACCCCAGUACCAGCAUCUAUUUGCUAAUGCAACAUCUCACAGAACACCAAGUUGGAAUUACGCUCCAAACAAAGACAAGCAAUGGUUGCUUCAACACAUGCAGAAAAUGGAACCCAUUCAUCAGUUAUUCACUGAUAGAUUGCAGAUGAAACGCCUCCAAACAUUGCAGUCAGUUGAUGAUUUAGUUGAAAAGGUUGGCGCAGAACUGAAGACCCUUGGUGAAUUAGAUGAUACCUAUAUUUUAUACACAUCUGACCAUGGCUAUCAUCUUGGACAAUUUGGUCUUAUUAAAGGAAAAGCAAUGCCCUAUGACUUUGAUGUACGUGUCCCUCUAAUCAUUAGAGGGCCUGGAAUAAAGCCAGGCAUUAAUAUCAACAAUUUAGUUGCCAACAUUGAUAUAGCGCCAACCAUCUUGGAUAUGGCUGGGAUUGAUAUACCUUCUGAUAUGGAUGGACGCUCUCUUCUUCCUCUCUUGAAAGCUGCCAAAAAUAUAAGUAAAGGAGGUUUCGUCAGUCGAAACAAGCCAUGGAGAGACACAGUGCUUCUUGAAAGAGGAAAAAUCUCCAAGAAAAUUCGUAAACAGAUGUUGCGACAAGAGAAAAUGUUGGCCUGGUUCAGUAAAAGUGAACUGCAAAAGAAUGGCAUCCGUAGCCCGUCUGUAAACUUCCAGAUGUUCUCUGGAGCUGAUCUUGUUGAGCUUUGUGAACGACCAGAAUUCAAAUCUCCUUGCAAACCACGACAAGCUUGGGAAUGUCGCUUUGAGAAAGGAACACCUGAAAUAUUUAGAUGCCGUACAAAUCGUCCAAGCUAUAUGCCAGGACUUCAGAAUGACCCUGCUUGCAUAUGUCCUUCACCUCGACCCCGCAGCCAAGAGAAACUGGAACGUAUAAACAAUCGAAACUUCAUCCGUUCCUACAUAAACAGAGAAAAUAACAAGCAACGAUAUUUAAGAUCCAAAUUGAAGAGAUCAUUGCGCCGGGUAUCUUCCUAUUAUUCCAAUGUCUACCCACCUGAUUUUUCUACAGAGGACUCUUUACAAAUUGAUUUUCCCUAUCAAAAGCAGCAGCAAAUGUGCAGAGUUCUGGCAAACAACACCAUUGUUUGUGAUCCUGUGUUAUAUGAGGAAAUAGAUAUCUGGAAAAACCACAAAGACCAUCUUGAUUCUUUAAUUCAAAAAUAUCAAUUGACAAUUAAAAAUUUAAAGGAUAUUCGUAAACAUUUGAAAAAACAGAAACCUUCUGAAACAGUAGCACCCCCAGUUCCUGUCGACCGCAUGUUCUAUCCUAGCACUGGAAGCUACGACAGAGUUGGGAAUGGAGCGGCCUGUGACUGUAGCAGGACACAAACAGGUAUCAACACGGCUAACAGGAAGUUAACUACACCAAAAUUUAACACUUUGUUUAGUACAAAUCAACCAAUUCUACCAUGGAAGCGUCCACGGUAUCGCAAGAAGAUAUUGAAGCGUAAAUUUAAGCGUAAGUUUAAGCGUAACCGGAAAGACAGUAAACAUGAAUGCCGUGUUCCGAACAUGAAAUGUUUUACACAUGACAACGAUCACUGGAAAACCCCACCUUACUGGAACUUUCCAUCAAAGUUUAAGCCACGGCAUCGGAUACGUUCAACUGAAUAUCUCUCUCAGCUUCAUGGGAUAUCUUGUAAAAAAGAUGGUAUGGAAUGUAGUAUCAUGGAUAACGACCACUGGAAAACGCCUCCCUUUUGGACUUAUGGCCCAUUUUGUUUCUGUUCCAAUGCCAAUAACAACACGUACUGGUGUAUUCGUACAGUUAAUGAGACUCACAACUUCCUCUACUGUGAAUUCAUCACUGGCUUUAUCAGUUAUUAUAACAUGCUGGAAGACCCAUAUCAGUUGAAGAACAGCAUUCAUGAAAUAAAUUAUGGUGUGCUGCAACAGCUCCAUGCCAAUUUAGAAAAACUCAGAAAAUGUAAAGGUGCUAAGGAAUGCAGUUACGAUUACCUCGAUGAAAGUCUCAAAAAACCGAAGCAAGAGAACAUCGUCAAUGAAUCUCUGGUUGGAAGAAAAGGUGUUCCUACCAGGUUUACAACAUACACUCCUUAUCCAUUCUCUAAACAAGAUGGAUUAGUUUCAAAUGUAAUUUCUGUAGAUAAAAAUUUGCCUCUUGAACAAGGCUGAUAGGAGAAGGUUUCAGUAUGAGGUGGUGCAAUUUAUUCUAUUUUGUUUGUUAGUUAGUUAUUUUCCCAACUAUUCUUGAUGCUUCCCAUAAACCAUAAUUGCCUCUUUUACUCUUGGAUUUUCAUUUCUAAGACUAUAAUUGUUUUUUUAUGCAAUAAUUUCUUUUUUUUUUUCACUUUUACAGGAGAAAAAAUUUCAAUUUUUUUUUUUUUUUUUUGUUAAUGAAAAAUCUUAAAAGAUUUCUUCAUUGUAUAUUUUUACAGCAUGUCAAUAUUUCAUGUUUAAAGAAAGUGGUAUAGACAGCUUUUAGAGAGGAGAGCACUGGGACUAGAUGCUUUACUGUAAAUUUGUUUGCUCCAUCACUAAUAUUGUUCAAAGUUUGAAAUCUGAAUUCCCACCAGGGCCAACUUUGCCUUUCACCCUUUCUUGAAGGUUGAUAAAAUAAAGUACCAGUAUUAGACUAGAGUCAAAUUAAUUGAAUUUACUUGAAAAAAAAAGCAAAAAAAAAAAAGCAAGAAUUUGAUAUUUCAUGUAAGGAGGACUGGAAACUAAUCUUUUAAUGUCACUAUCUUUUACUCAUCCACCAUCCAUCCAUCCAUUUAUCUAUCUGUGUCUUCUUUUUUUCCUUCCUUCUAUUCCCUUGUCCAAUAACAGCAAUUUGUCAGUAAAUAUUGUGUUGAAAUAAUGAUUGAUCAAAACGGUUUUGUUUGGUAUGAAACAUUAAGAAAAAUCUAUUUUUGUUUUUAUCAACUUCACUGAAAAUCUUUUAUUUACUUGUCUUCUUAACCCACUGACUUUUGUUUUUAUAUCCAUUAUAAAGAGUCUUUAAAACUUACUAUCUCUAUAUGGAAAUAUAAGUUACUUCUGUACCAGUUUAUAUCUUGGCUGUUCACUCAGAAAUUUAAUAUAUUCACGGUUACAUUCUUGCUAGAAGAAACUAUUAGAGUGUGACUCGAGUGACUAAGGUCACCACUUGCUGUUAAAUUAGAUGUUUUACGAAUUAGUCUAUCUAUAAACUAUCAUAACUUUAAAAAAAAAUUUGACUUCCUCCUUACCUAUUGUUGAAUUCAUAUCAAAAAUACGAUCCUUUUGAGAACCAACCUACAGAAGAAUGUUCAAAGUUCAUUAAUAAAAAAAACUGCUUGUUUUAAAGUGUUUAUAUACAAAUUAAAACUCAUCAUUUUUAUGCAACUUUUGGUUAAUUAUGUUCCAAACAUCAGCUUAAUACCAAUAAAUAUUUUAGUAAAUAUUUUGUUAGUAAAUCAUUCUAGAUCCUUUAAUAAUUUAAAGAAAUUAAUUAUAAAAUAUUGUCAUAGAAGGCUUAAAUUUUCUUUCCAGCAUACAAAUAAUUACAAUUUAGCAACACCUUUCCAGUAAGUUCCAUAAUUAUCUACCUUAGUUUUAUGUUGGAUCAUAGAUUGAAGCCCUAAGAAAAAUGAAUUAUCAAGGUUAAAAUUCGCAAGACGCUCUUCUUUUCUUUGUAUCCAUAAUUUUCUGGCUAAAAGUAUCUUUCCCCAGAAAUUAUAUAAUAUCUAGAGAAUAAUUUAUUUAAAUGAAUCUAAACAAUAACAUAUUCGUUCAUUCUCAGUGCAUUCUGGCAGAUUUGAACACCAAUAUCUGAUUGUUGUGUUCUUUUAAUGGCAACAAUCAGAUAUUCCUAUUGAAUCUGCCAGAACAUAUUAAGAAUGAAUUAUUGUUUGGAUCCACACUGUUCUAUAGGCACUCCAUCAAGUUUUGUUUGGUAAACAUUAGCGGAAACCAGCAAAUGAUUUGUUUGCUGAUUCCUAUGAACAAGAGCCAGUGCACUUGUUAAAUUCAUUGGUUCAGUGGGGUAGCUUUGACUGAUGAGACAUGAUAAGUUUGAAACACCAAAGUAAUCUCAUAGUUCCCUUACACCAGUGAAUUGUAUGUGUUAUGAGCACACAUUGUCUAAAGGGAGAUGUUCCCUCAUGCCAAACAACAGUAAUCAGACAUUCACAUUCGAAUUUGCCAGAACAUAAUAAGAAUGAAUAGAAAUUAAGAAAAUUAUCUAAAUUAAAAAUUCCAUCAAAAGUUCAGGUUAGUUAAUAUUUUCCAAAACCAGUUUAUUAACGACAAUUAUUUUACUAAAUUCUUCAUUAUUUUCAAAAUUGAUACAAAAGCAAUGUUUCAACAGAAAUAUGAUAACAAAACACUUACACAGACUUAUGUUCAAAGGUAUCCCAGCCAUGACUAUCCAGUCACUUUUUUGAUCACAGUAAACCCCAGAUUACAUCAUCCAAUGAUGGUAGACUUUGGUUUAACCCUUUUGCACGAGAUUGCUCCUAGUUCUACGAUACAAACUUCCUGUUUUUAAAGUGAUCUAAAUUAAACACUUCCAUCAGAAUUUCCUGUUAGUUUAUGCUUCAAACAUCAACUUAAUAAUGGCAAAGUUAUUUUAGUAAAUUCUUCAUUACUGUCAAGAUUAAUUGAUACGGAGGCAGCGUUUCAAAAGAAAUAUGAUAACAAAAGGGUUAAAGGAAGUAUUAAAUUUAAGUACUGUAAAGGUGAUGAUUGUUUGAUCUGAAAUCUUGAGAUUCUCGUUUCAGACUUUAGUUUAUCUGACGAGGUGUUAAAGAAAUUAAGAUAGUAUCAGCACAUGACGAGGCUAUAUUAAAUUCAACAUGGUGGAGAGCUGUUAUCUUAUAGCUAUGAAGAACUAUUCGGAUUUAUGCUAACAAUUUGGUUGCACAAAUCAUCAUACUUAGGAACCCUAAGUAACUCUAAAUGUAAAAUCGGUUUUUAUAACACUACUACAAUUAGUCUAAUACUAGUUUGCUUUAAAUAGCAAAACUGCAAAAAAGUUCUCUCUCUGAUGGUCUGUUCCUCAUUACAGUGUAUAAUGAAUGUUUUUAGGUGACAGAUUUAAGAUUAAACCAAAAUAUGAUAAAAUAAAUGAAAAGCAACAUCAAAAAAUGCAAUUAAGUCCUAAUUACUUAAUAUCAGUUAGUUCUUUGAUCUUUCUAUUUUUUGUUUUAAGGUGUCUGUCAAAUGAUUAUUAGAAGCAACCAUUAAGAUAAUUUUCUUAUUAAUUAAUUGUAAGCAUUUCUUCAUCAACAUUCAGAAGAAGCUUGAUGUAAAAAAACAAAAAAAUGUUCACAGUGCAAUGAUAAACCAAUUAUGUGUAUUAAUUAUAAGUAUCUGAAAAUAUAUAAUAUUAGUAUUUUUUUUUUUGUUCCAUUUAACUAAUUCCAGCUCCUUGGUUACUUUCAAGGAUUAUGUAAACAGUCACUUUUAGGAUUGCUGUAAAAAUAAAAUAAAAUAAAAUAAAAUAUUCUGCAUGACAGAUAGUGUAUUGGGUUAACGCCAGUUUGGAAUUAGAAAACUGAACAAAAGAA